UUGCUUGUUUCCUCAGGCGGAAACGGACGGUUCGCUGAAGGAGCAAAUCAAAAUGGCGAGCCAAGAAGAGUCUGUGAGGGAGUUCGUUGCUGUUACCGGUGUGGAAGAGGAGAGGGCCCGGUUCUUUCUGGAGUCCGCCGGCUGGAACCUGCAGCUUGCACUUGCCAGUUUCUUUGAGGAUGGAGCCGAUGAUGACAUCAUUACUCUUCCUCAGCCCGAGGGAGGCUCUUCUGUGUCUCGGUCCACAGGCCCCAGUAGUCAGCCCAGAGUGACCUCCUUCAGAGAUCUGAUGCACGAGGCAGAGGAUGAAAGUGAUGAAGAGGAAGGCCAAAGGUUUUUCGCGGGAGGGUCAGAACGCAGUGGACAACAGAUUGUUGGACCGCCAAAGAAAAAGAGCUCCAACGAGGUGGUGGAGGAUCUGUUCAAAGGGGCCAGAGAGCACGGAGCUGUGCCUUUGGACCGCAGCGGGAAAGGACCGGGAGAAUCCAGCAGAGCGAGGGCUUUUGUUGGGGGCGGUUACAGACUGGGAGCAGCUCCUGAGGAGGAGUCGGCCUACGUAGCAGGAGAGAGACGCGCCUCCAACAGUCAGCAAGAUGUCCACGUGGUUCUGAAGCUCUGGAAGACCGGGUUCAGUCUGGAUAACGGCGAGCUCAGGAACUACAGCGAUCCGGAGAACGCAAACUUCCUGGAGGCAAUCAGAAGGGGGGAGAUUCCUCUGGAGUUGAGGCAGCGUUCCCGAGGAGGCCAGGUCAACCUGGACAUGGAGGACCAUAGAGACGAGGACUUUGUCAAACCCAAGAUGGCUUUCAAGGCCUUUGAAGGUGAAGGCCAGAAAUUAGGAAGUGCCACCCCGGAGCUGACUGCAGCUCCAGACGUCUCCCAGCAGGACCGGGCUGCUAAUGAGGCUCAAGCCAGCGCCUCGGUGACCCUCGACCCCUCUCAACCCACCACUAACAUCCAGAUCCGACUGGCCGACGGCGGCAGGCUGGUACAGAAGUUCAACCACACCCACAGGGUCUCGGACCUGAGGCACUUCGUGGUGGCGGCCCGGCCCGCCAUGGCCGCACGCGAGUUCGUCCUCAUGACCACCUUCCCCAACAAGGAGCUGUCUGAUGAGAGCCAGACGCUGCAGCAGGCCAACCUCCUGAACGCCGUCAUCGUCCAGCGGCUAAACUGAGGCUGGGCGCGCCCCCCUCCCCGAGGGAGGAGAACACGGACACACAUGUGGACUUCUAGUUUCUGAUUUUUUGUUUUUCUAAAAUAAAAUGUUUAAUUCAGCUUCCCAGCUUAGCCCUCCGCCUGUCCUCUGAGGACUCAUGAGGACAGAAACAGUCCUGGUUUCCAUCACUGGUUUUGGUGGAGAAAAACCACAGUCCACCUCUCAAAGACAGGUUUCCUCCUCACUCGUUUCCACUUUUAUUUUAAUCUUUGCUAAUCUUAAUCUGGCCCUUGAACAACGUUUACAGUCGGGAGCUUCUGCAGACCCUCCCACCAGCAGAUUUCCUCCGAACGACACAAACCACACAGACGGUGAGUCGUAUCGAUGCCGUGGUUUUGUUUCCACAUCUAGUCGUCUGUAAGGAUGUAACUUGCUCCUGAACAGCUGACGCCUCCAGCCUUACUCCCCUCCAGAAACACACCUGUCUCUUUGUCUAAAAGCAGAUGGAUUUAUUUUUUUAGACCGUCCCCGGCCCCUUGUUUGCUUUCUCCUGCAGAUGGUUGAUUUUUCCCACUUACUCAACAGCAUUUUGAUGCAGACUGGUGUGAAACCGACAAUUCAGCUUUAUCAUCAAACUGCUGAGCCGAAGAGCAUCAUCAUAAACACUUAGUAGAUGUUAAAUUCCUCUAACACUGACAUCUAUGCAUCCUGGGGCAAAACACAAGUAUGUUGGCACCUCUGAUUAAAAUAAACUCAUUUUAUGGUUGAUGUAUAAAGAA
This is a messenger RNA of Nothobranchius furzeri (turquoise killifish), 1938 nucleotides long. It is a transcript of the gene nsfl1c, whose product is annotated as NSFL1 (p97) cofactor (p47). Gene Ontology annotation, cellular component: cytosol; nucleus. The record is from RefSeq and is a predicted model, not a curated record. Lineage: Eukaryota; Metazoa; Chordata; Actinopteri; Cyprinodontiformes; Nothobranchiidae. Gene Ontology annotation, molecular function: ubiquitin binding. Gene Ontology annotation, biological process: membrane fusion; proteasome-mediated ubiquitin-dependent protein catabolic process; Golgi organization.